AUGGUUCUGGUCACUGUAAGAAAAACUCCUGCGUAUUUUUCGCGCUACCAAGUGAAGAAGCGCAGAAGGCGCGAGGGCAAAACUGACUACCAACAGCGCACGCGCUUGGUGAAGCAGGACCUCGACAAGUACCAAGCCAAGAAGUAUCGCUUUGUUGUGCGGUUUACCAACAACCGUGUUCUUUGCCAAGUGGCGUACUCGACGAUUAUGGGCGACGUAAUGAUGUGCAGCGCUGACUCGACAGAGCUCGUGGGCUUUGGCAUGCCGGGUAAAGUUCGCGCGGAUGGAGAGCUCUACUCCGUUGACGACGAAGACCUUGAGCGCCGCCCGUUCACUGCGGUGCUCGACGUCGGGCUCGUGCGCACCACCACGGGCGCUCGCGUGUUCGGCGCACUCAAGGGCGCGCUUGACGGAGGACUUUCGAUUCCGCACUCUGAGAAGCGCUUCCCCGGCUACUCGAAGGACGAGAGCGGUGAGGGCUCUUACGACUCUGCGGCCCACCGCGAUCGCAUCUUUGGCAAGCACGUUGCGAACUACAUGCAGCUGCUUGAGCAGGAGGACUCUGAGAAGUACGCUAAGCUGUUCUCGCGCUACAUCGCUGCCGGCAUCAACGCUGCGAAUUUGGAAGAGAAGUACAGAGCGUUGCACGAUGCGAUUCGCAGCAAUCCGCUGAAGGCCGAAAAGAAGCCUGCUGUCGUGUACAAGUAUGAGCGUGACAACCACCACAUCUGUAAAGAUAUCAAAGCUGCAAAUGGACGUUAA
Messenger RNA from Dermatophagoides pteronyssinus (European house dust mite), 762 nucleotides. RefSeq names its product 60S ribosomal protein L5-like. The record is from RefSeq and is a predicted model, not a curated record. Lineage: Eukaryota; Metazoa; Arthropoda; Arachnida; Sarcoptiformes; Pyroglyphidae.